AUGAUUUUUAACAGUUCCAACAACGACAAGCUUGAAGAGGAUAGCAGCAGCUACUCGAACACUAAAGAUAACAGCUUGGUACUGUCACUUCUGACAAACCUUUUGCCGUCUUUGGAUCAUUCCUGUGCACGAACAAGUUCUUCCUUCCGACCUCCUCUGUCUUUUGAGGAUCCAUUCGAUGAUCCAGACAUGGAACCUUUGCCUUUAAAGUCACAAGGUCUAUCCACUCAUACUACGCCCUACUUUGAUCUCCGGAGCGAGCCAAAUGAAACCAACCCUCGACAAGAAGGCAAAAGAACCUGCGAAAAAGACUUCUUCGCCCACAACGGGGAUAUUGGAUUUUUACAGGUCAAACGGCAACGAACGAGUCAACUGCCAACCAUACUUGACGAAGAAAGCGCAGCUCGCUUUCGCCCUUACCAAGAGAAGCAAUGGAGGGAUCAGUUUCAAAAGCUGAUUCAAUACAAGCUGAAGAAUGGACACUGUUGCGUUCCUCACUCUUAUUCGAAAGACCCAAUCCUUGCUCGAUGGGUCAAGCGACAACGGUACCAAUACAAGAAGUUCAGCGAUAACAAUCCUACAUCUACGAUGACUACUCGUCGCAUCCAAGAACUUGAAUCUAUUGGCUUUAUAUGGCAAUCGCAUGCCUCCGCGUGGCUAGAAAAGCUCAAUGAUCUCAAAGUCUUCAAGCAAAGAAUGGGUCACUGCAACGUUCCAUCUCACUAUCCAGAGAAUGCGUCACUCUCCACUUGGGUAAAGUGUCAACGUCGUCAAUAUAAGCUUUACACUUCUGGGGCCUCAUCAAGCAUGACAUUGGAACGAUACCAUGUAUUGCAAUCCUUGAGCUUUGUGUUUGAACCGCAACUGUCUAAAUAA
This is a messenger RNA of Cylindrotheca closterium, 876 nucleotides long. The record is from the annotation of a GenBank genome assembly. Lineage: Eukaryota; Bacillariophyta; Bacillariophyceae; Bacillariales; Bacillariaceae.